AUGGUUAAUUCUCCUAUUAAGCGUGAAAAUGAAGAUCAAUUAAACUCUCCAAAUAAGAGAAAUAACUCCAAUGGCACAUUAUCUCAUUCUGAACCUGCAUUUGAUUUAGGCAUGGGCGGCUCUCCCGCAAAUAGCAAUAACAGCAAUAUAAAUGUUGGUCAAUCUCCUGGGUUUCAAGCAGAUACUCCAGGAACACCUUUUGGAAAUAUAGGCUCAAUUGAUAAUGCUAGUUUACCAAAUAAAUCGUCUCCUGCAACAAACUUACUUAAAGAAGACACGACAGGUACACCUACUUCUGGUGUAUCGCUAGCACUCCCCAAAAAGAAUGAUAAAAAGAAUAAAAGUAGCACCAAUCAGCAAAAGGGUGGUAAUCAACCACAACAAGCAGAUGCCAGUAAGAUGCAAGAUGUACUAUUUUCUGCCGGUGUUAAUAUUAGGGAAGAGGAAGCUCUUCUAAAUUCGUCUGUCAACGCUUCAAAAUCCCAAUCUUCACAAUUAGCUAAUAUGAGAUCUCCAGAUCAUCCACCUUUCUUACACCCAGAUCAAUUGGCUAUGUUUAUGAAAAAAAUAUCAAAUGAACAAAAUUUUCCACAAAACUUCAGUAGAUCUCCUGAUAUUUUAAAUCUUGUUUCAAGUGUUUGUGAAGCAUAUAUGAAAGAUAUAAUAACAAAUGCACUUGUCAUAUCAAGGCAUAGGCGAAAAGCUGUAAAAAUAAAUUCUGGUAGACGUAGUGAUGUUGCAAUUGCCUUAAAAGGUAUGGCACAACUGCAGAAAAAAGAAGAAGAAAGACGGGUAAAGAAAAGAAUUGCCCUGGGGCUAGAGAAAGAAGAUUAUGAAAAUAAGAUAGAUUCGGAAGAAACUCUUCACAGAGCUUCAAACAUGACAGCUGGUCUAAGAGCUGGUAGUAAGAAGCAAUAUGGCUGGCUAACAUCUUCGACAAGUAAGCCAACUAAUGUUGGCUCUAAGACGUCUGGUAAGGUCGCAUCGGACAUUGCUACCAGAGGUGAUAGUGGUCUACGUUUUAGAGAAGCAAGAGAAGAACCAGGAAUUGUAAUGAGAGACUUAUUGUUUGCGUUAGAAAAUAGAAGAAUGGGCACUCAUAAUAUAAUAUCUAAAGGGUAUGCCCGUAUAAGGGAUUAG
This is a messenger RNA of Henningerozyma blattae CBS 6284, 1140 nucleotides long. RefSeq names its product Taf4p (gene TAF4). Gene Ontology annotation, biological process: transcription initiation at RNA polymerase II promoter. Gene Ontology annotation, molecular function: RNA polymerase II general transcription initiation factor activity; DNA binding. Bases 1 to 1140 code for a protein of 379 amino acids. NCBI's taxonomy places the organism in Eukaryota, Fungi, Ascomycota, Saccharomycetes, Saccharomycetales, Saccharomycetaceae. The record is from RefSeq and is a predicted model, not a curated record. Gene Ontology annotation, cellular component: transcription factor TFIID complex. The transcript has a single exon.